AGGAGAUCCGCGGCCGCCACUGCGCCCCAUGGAGGAGCCGCCGCCGCCCCGCCCACCAGGGAGCAUGGCCUUACUGGGCAGCCAGCACUCCGGCGCCCCCUCCGCGGCCGGCCCACCUGGCGGGACUUCCUCCGCGGCCACGGCGGCCGUGCUCUCCUUCAGCACCGUGGCGACCGCGGCGGCCGCAGCGCUGGGGAACCUGAGCGACGCAAGCGGAGGCGGCGGCCUUGGCGGGUCCGGGGCAGCGCGGGAGGCGGGGGCGGAGGUGAGGCGGCCGCUAGGCCCGGAGGCGGCGCCGCUGCUGUCGCACGGAGCUGCAGUGGCGGCCCAGGCGCUCGUCCUCCUGCUCAUCUUCCUGCUGUCUAGCCUUGGCAACUGCGCGGUGAUGGGGGUGAUUGUGAAGCACCGGCAGCUCCGCACCGUCACCAACGCCUUCAUCCUGUCGCUGUCCCUAUCGGAUCUGCUCACGGCCCUGCUCUGCCUGCCCGCCGCCUUCCUGGACCUCUUCACGCCGCCCGGGGAUUCGGCGCCUGCCGCCGCCGCGGGGCCCUGGCGCGGCUUCUGCGCCGCCAGCCGCUUCUUCAGCUCGUGCUUCGGCAUCGUGUCUACGCUCAGCGUGGCGCUCAUCUCGUUGGACCGCUACUGCGCCAUCGUGCGGCCGCCGCGGGAGAAGAUCGGCCGCCGCCGCGCGCUGCAGCUGCUGGCGGGCGCCUGGCUGACGGCCCUGGGCUUCUCCUUGCCCUGGGAGCUGCUCGGGGCGCCCCGGGAACUCGCGGCGGCGCAGAGCUUCCACGGCUGCCUCUACCGGACUUCCCCGGACCCCGCGCAGCUGGGCGCGGCCUUCAGCGUGGGGCUGGUGGUGGCCUGCUACCUGCUGCCCUUCCUGUUCAUGUGCUUCUGCCACUACCACAUCUGCAAGACGGUGCGCCUGUCGGACGUGCGCGUGCGGCCUGUGAACACCUACGCGCGCGUGCUGCGCUUCUUCAGCGAGGUGCGCACGGCCACCACCGUCCUCAUCAUGAUCGUCUUCGUCAUCUGCUGCUGGGGGCCCUACUGCUUCCUGGUGCUGCUGGCCGCCGCCCGGCAGGCCCAGACUGUGCAGGCCCCCUCGCUCCUCAACGUGGUGGCCGUCUGGCUGACCUGGGCCAAUGGGGCCAUCAACCCUGUCAUCUACGCCAUCCGCAAUCCCAACAUUUCGAUGCUCCUAGGGCGCAACCGCGAGGAGGGCUACCGGACUAGGAAUGUGGACGCUUUCCUGCCCAGCCAGGGCCCGGGUCUGCAAGCCAGAAGCCGCAGUCGCCUUCGAAACCGCUAUGCCAACCGGCUGGGGGCUUGCAGCAGGAUGCCCUCUUCCAACCCGGCCAGCGGAGUGGCAGGGGACGUGGCCAUGUGGGCCCGCAAAAAUCCAGUUGUACUUUUCUGCCGAGAGGGGCCACCAGAGCCGGUGACGGCAGCGACCAAACAGCCUAAAUCCGAAGCUGGGGAUACCAGCCUCUAAGACGGUUGGAAUGGCCAGCUUAUGAAGGCAAAUUUCCACUCGCAUUAUUUAAUGAUGGAAGAUUCUGGGGGAGAGUUGUGGAUUUCAUAAAGCCAAACAUUUAAAGCUCGAGACGGGGGAGGCUUACCACUUUCCCCAAACAACAUAAAAGACAAUGUCCCUUCUUCAAAAGUGCCAAAAGGAAUGUAAAAUGCAAAAAUUAAAACAAUCUUAAACCACAUAACCAAGCAUUGUGAACUGUAAGUGCCAAAAAUGACAAAAAUAACAUUCACUAUAACUGAAAAGCUCAUAUUAUAGGACCACACUGUGAAACAAACAAAACAUUGAAUGCAACUAGUAUUGUUCAACUACACAGAAUUUCAGGAAUGAAUGGAGACCUUCAGAGCUGCUUGAAAGCCCCUCUAAAUCGCUACCAUCCAACAAAACUUUAGCUUCUAGAGCUUGCACCUCUGACGUGCUUUGGGUGCUUAGAUUGCAAGUGGAAAAGUCUUAUCCUUACACACAUUGGUGCACCUCCUCACCCCACCCCCUAAUAACCUUUGUGGAAAAUUUUUAAUUCAUAACCCAUUUAAAAUCAUUUUAGGAUUUUGAAAAGGUAGUUAUUAUUAGAUAAAAUUCAACCAUCUGAAGGACAAAUAGAAGUAUGAACAUAAAGAAAUGUGUCUUUUAAA
Gorilla gorilla gorilla (western lowland gorilla) is the source of this 2169-nucleotide messenger RNA. RefSeq names its product G protein-coupled receptor 135 (gene GPR135). Gene Ontology annotation, biological process: G protein-coupled receptor signaling pathway. Gene Ontology annotation, molecular function: G protein-coupled receptor activity. The record is from RefSeq and is a predicted model, not a curated record. Gene Ontology annotation, cellular component: membrane. Lineage: Eukaryota; Metazoa; Chordata; Mammalia; Primates; Hominidae. Bases 29 to 1498 code for a protein of 489 amino acids. The transcript has a single exon.